Chaetomium fimeti is the source of this 1242-nucleotide messenger RNA. RefSeq lists its product as uncharacterized. NCBI's taxonomy places the organism in Eukaryota, Fungi, Ascomycota, Sordariomycetes, Sordariales, Chaetomiaceae. The record is from RefSeq and is a predicted model, not a curated record. The transcript has 2 exons. The coding region runs from base 213 to 1010 and encodes 265 amino acids.
GCCAGAGGUGACACGAGGUUUGCCGGGCCGCAGCGACCUGCAACUUGCGCUUUCCUUUCAUCCACCACGCACCCAACAUCGUUAAAGCCGAAAAUCUCCCUCUCGCCAAUGUCGACUUGCGCGCUCGCGCCUCCCAAUUGAGACGUGCUCGCGCUCAUAAUCCCGCACCGACCGAUCGCAUCCAGAGCCGCCACCAACACACAAAACCAACCAUGAACACCGCCGGCGCGGUCAUCCUCGCCCUCGUCCUGGUGCUGCUGGCAGCGGGCGUGGGCUGGAUCAUAUUCACGCGCAUCCGGGCCUCCCAACUCGGCCUCCCCCCACCGCCCUGGAAAUCCUACAUCCCCUUCCUCGACCGCACCCCCGCCCCCUACGCCGGCCCCUCCCCCGCGCCGAGCGGCAUCCUCGGCUGGCUGGGCGACAAGCUGCGCCUGACACGCCACCCGCGCAACGCACGCACCGCCACGGGCGCCUACGAAGGCCCUUCGCCGUCUGGGCCGGGGUCGUAUAACGCGGGGUAUUCUGGUGGUGGUGGUGGUGGUGCCGGUGGUGGUGCCGGUGGUGGGGGUGGGAGUCGUGGGGGGUUUGGGCACAUGGAGGAUGAUGACCCGUGGGAUUCGCGGGUUGGGGGGUAUAACCCGUACGAGGAGGAGCGCGAGCUGGGGCUGGUUCCCCCCGGCGGGGGCGGUGGUGGUGGGCGUGGUGGGGGUGGGGGUGAGGGGUAUGCGAUGAACUUGGCCGUGACGCCGGGCGGGUCGACGGUGCUGCCGACGCCGGGCAGCGAGCGCGAGGAGGAGGAGGUUACUCGUGGUCGGCCGCGUAGUCGGUCGCCGGGCCCUUCUGCUACGGCUGCUGCCGCGAGGGCGGAUCCGUUUGGUGAUGCGGCUGAGCCGAGUAACUUGAGCUUGCGCGGGGUUAGUCCGCGGCCGAUGGAUGAUGGCUCGUCGUUUGCGGCGCGCAAGGCGAGGAGGGAGGAGGAUCGGAAGUCGAUGUUUCGGGAGGAGGUAUGAUGUGAGAGCGCGUCGUGGGAGGGUAGGUGGGGAUGAGUGGUUAUUUAUUGGCGCGUUUUCGGGUGCUAUGUUACACGGCUUUGGUGUUCUUUUACUUUUGGGCUUUUGGAAGGCCGGCUACUGUCUAGGGCAUUUCAGGAUCUUGGGAGGGACCUGGGUUGGGUUUGGGCAGGAGUUUGGCCGGCUGCUGGUUUUGGGCAAAAUCACCAUCUUUUAUACAUACGAUUGGUGC